Amyelois transitella is the source of this 966-nucleotide messenger RNA. RefSeq lists its product as uncharacterized. The coding region runs from base 1 to 966 and encodes 321 amino acids. Lineage: Eukaryota; Metazoa; Arthropoda; Insecta; Lepidoptera; Pyralidae. The transcript has a single exon. The record is from RefSeq and is a predicted model, not a curated record.
AUGUCUCAUGAUAGUAAGCAGUCCUGGCUAUGCCCCGAAUGUCGCAGUGCGGAACCUAAAAAAGAUAAUAAAAAUACCCCUGUUCGUGGAGCGGUGCAGGUACAACUGGAAGCCGAAAAUGUUACGGUGCGUCGCUGUGCGGGAAGGGUUAUGCGUCGUAAAUCUUCUGAUGAUUUACCUAACCUGGACUCCAGGUCUUGGGAUGACAUUCGCGUAAUCAUUCAAGAGGAGAUGUGCAAGGCAUUGAAAUCUACGCUCAAUGAAACCAUAAGAGAUGUUGUUUCCAGUGAACUCAGAAGUCUAAAUGACAAAGUUAGCUCGAUUGAAAAUUCUCUCUCCUUCUUUAAUACCCAGUAUGAGCAACUUAAGACUGGUUUUGAUGAUAAGGUUGAAACUAUUGACCAGCUACAGAAGAGCAAUGAGUACCUUCAGUCAACUGUCAGGGAUCUUACGAGUAGACUAGGUGAAAUGGAACAACAGAUGAGGUCAAACAAUGUCGAAAUUAAUGGUAUUCCCGAAUAUUCAAAGGAGAAUCUCUCUACUGUGUUGGUACAGUUAGCUAAAUCUGUCGACUAUCCAUUGGAUUCGUGCGAAGUGCUUACCACCACGCGUGUCGCAAAACUAAACAAAGAUAAUAAUGCUCGUCCCCGUGCUGUUGUUGCCAAAUUUCGUAGUCAUACAACUAGGGACGGGCUACUUGCGGCCAUCUCCAAAUUCAAUAAAGCCAAUCCCAAAGAUAAGCUUUCCUCUCAUCAUUUGGGCUGUGGAGGAGGCAAAGUCUCCGUGUAUGUGUCCGAGCAUUUGAGCCCAGCCAACAAACAAUUACAUGCUUGCACUAGGAUAAAAGCCAAACAACUUAAUUACAAAUUUGUAUGGGUUCGGGAUGGACGUAUAUAUAUUCGGAAGAAUGAAACAUCUCAGGCUAUUCACAUUCGUAGCCACGAGAGCUUGAAGCAAAUUGUCUAG